AUGUCUAAACCACGUUUUUUUACUGGUCUACAACCUACCGGAACCCUCACCUUAGGAAAUUAUUGUGGGGCAAUUCAGCCUAUUUUAGCCCUGCAAGAAGAUUAUGAAGUAAUUAUUAUGAUUGCUGAUUUACAUGCUUUAACAGUUCCUAAAAAAGACUUCGAUUAUUCGCAAAAAAGUCAGGAAAUAGUAGCCCUUUUAUAUGCUUGCGCUCCUUUUGUAACCAUUAGUGAAUUAAACAACAUGAUUCAAUACAAAGAAAAAAAAAAAGAGCAAGAAACUGGUAAUUUAGCCUUAUUAGCCUAUCCGGUUUUACAGGCCGCAGAUAUUUUUCUCUAUGAUUCAGAUUUGAUAAUUGUCGGACAGGAUCAGAAACAGCACCUCGAAUUAGCCACUGAUAUUGCCCAAAAGUUCAAUAAUUUUUAUGAAAAAGAAUUAUUAAAAAUCCCAGAAUUUACUAUUCCUAACUUGGGGGCAAAAAUUAUGGGACUAAAAGACCCAACCAAAAAAAUGAGUAAAAGUGAAAAUGACUACAUUGGACUUUUAGAGGCGUCUGAAGUAGUAAAAGAAAAAUUUAAAAAAGCCAAAACUGACAAAAUAAGAGAAGUAGAAAAAGAAAUGAAUAAACUAAAUUAUUCUCAAUUUAAAGAAAAAGUUGCUGAAAUAGUAAAUGAAAAAUUAACUCUAAUUCAAAAAAAUUAUAAUAUUUAUCUUCCUAAAAUUAGCGAGAUACUCAAAAAGAAUAAUGAAUAUCUGAAAAGUUUGGCCGAGAAAAAAAUCACUAUCAUCAAAAGAGAAUUAAAACUUAAUUAUGGAAAGUCGUAA
Messenger RNA from Funneliformis geosporum, 825 nucleotides. Lineage: Eukaryota; Fungi; Glomeromycota; Glomeromycetes; Glomerales; Glomeraceae. The record is from the annotation of a GenBank genome assembly.